Molecule: messenger RNA, 582 nt
Organism: Nyctereutes procyonoides (raccoon dog)
Lineage: Eukaryota; Metazoa; Chordata; Mammalia; Carnivora; Canidae
Product: protein FAM32A-like
Exons: 3
Coding region: 1-582 (193 amino acids)
Cellular component (GO): nucleolus
Source: RefSeq, a predicted model, not a curated record
AUGAGGUCUGCGGAAGCCCUUUUGGGGCCCGCCCCAGGCUGGCCCAUCGGCUGUGGGCGCCACACAGAGGAAAACUUUCGUGUGUUCGUGAGCUUGCCACCGUGCUGCUGGGGCCGAGCUGGCUGCCCCCUGAGCCUGCAGAGCCCCCUGGGCCUGGGACAGAGCGAGGACCCGCUGCAGCACCGCCUCGCGUGCCAGGCCCUGUCCUGUCCUGGAAUAGGGGGGUGGCGGAAAGCAAGCGGCAUCACGGUGGCCUAUGAGCAGGUUCAGAAGGGGCCCCUGAAACUAAAAGGCGCUGCGGAGUUCAGCGUGACCAAGCGGAAGAAGAAACAGAAGGACAAAGACAAGGCGAAACUCCUGGAAGUGAUGGGAAUGAGCAAAAAGAACGAGGAGGAGAAGUGGCGCGGCCUGGACAAGCGUACCCCGGCCCAGGCGGCUUUCGAGAAGAGUCAGAAGUGGCAAAUGGAAAGGAUCCUAAAGAAAGCACCCAAAAUCCACAAGCAGAGAGUUGAGGACUUCAACAGACACUUGGACACCCUUACGGAGCACUAUGACCUUCCAAAAGUCAGCUGGACAAAGUAG